ACUUUGUGUGAGAGAGAGAGAGGGGGGGGUGUUCUGUUCCAGUGGAGGAGAGAAUGGUUUCUGUUCGAGUGGAGGAGAGUAAGCUUCAUGCGGUUUGCAUACCAGCCCCAGCCCAGGGCCACAUAAACCCCAUGCUUAAGUUGGCAAAGCUUCUCCACCACAGAGGCUUUCACAUCACCUUCGUCAACACGGAAUUCAAUCACAAACGCCUACUCAAGUCAAGAGGCCCUGAUUCACUCAAGGGCUUACCUGACUUCCAUUUCGAGACUAUCCCGGACGGUCUCCCACCUUCUGAUAUAGAUGCCACCCAAGAUGUCCCAGCCCUUUGUCACUCUACAAGUAGAACUUGCUUAGUUCCCUUCCGCAACCUUCUCUCCAAACUCAACACCACACCUGACAUCCCUUCGGUCACUUGCAUAGUCUCUGAUGGUGUCAUGAGCUUUACCCUUCAAGCUGCGGAGGAAAUUGGAGUACCUGAAGUACUGUUCUGGCCGACCAGCGCCUGUGCCUUCUUGGCCUUCAUGCACUAUCCCCAUCUCAUGCAAAGAGGCCUCACACCUCUGAAAGCUUCUGCGGUCAUUUUAAACACCUUCGAUGCCCUGGAAGAGGACGUCUUGAAUGCACUCUCAGCAAUGCUACCUCGCGUUUACAGCAUCGGUCCUCUCCAUCUACUGUUGAACCAGAUUCAAGACGACAGUUUGAAGUCGAUCGGAUCCAAUCUGUGGAGAGAAGAACCGGAGUGUCUCAAUUGGCUCAAUACCAAAGAACCCGGUUCGGUGGUUUACGUGAAUUUUGGGAGCAUCACGGUAAUGACGCCUCAACAAUUGGUGGAGUUCGCAUGGGGGCUCGCUAAUAGCAAGCAGACCUUUUUGUGGAUCAUAAGACCCGAUUUAGUUGUGGGGGACUCGGCCGAGUUGCCUCCGGAGUUUGUGUCUCUUACCAAAGAGAGGGGCAUUCUGGGGAGUUGGUGUCCACAAGAGGAAGUGCUCAACCACCCAGCGGUGGGUUGUUUCUUGACGCACAGUGGUUGGAACUCCACACUGGAGAGUAUAUCCGGUGGAGUGCCCGUUUUGUGUUGGCCAUUCUUUGGCGACCAGCAAACGAACUGCCGGUAUUCCUGUGUUCAUUGGGGGAUCGGCAAAGAGAUUAAUAACGACGUGAAGAGGGAAGAGGUUGAGAGGCUUGUGAGGGAAAUGAUGGUGGGAGAAAGGGGAAAGGAGAUGAAGGCGAAAGCCAUGGAAUGGAAGAAGAAAGCAGAGUCGGCAAUUGUUCCCGGUGGAUCUUCUCACGUCCAUUUUGACAACAUGCUUAACCAAUUGCUUCUCCCCACCAACACAUUAACUUGA
Molecule: messenger RNA, 1346 nt
Organism: Telopea speciosissima
Lineage: Eukaryota; Viridiplantae; Streptophyta; Magnoliopsida; Proteales; Proteaceae
Product: 7-deoxyloganetin glucosyltransferase-like
Exons: 2
Coding region: 54-1346 (430 amino acids)
Molecular function (GO): UDP-glycosyltransferase activity
Source: RefSeq, a predicted model, not a curated record